Messenger RNA from Teleopsis dalmanni, 5865 nucleotides. Its product is annotated as SUN domain-containing ossification factor. The coding region runs from base 90 to 4685 and encodes 1531 amino acids. Gene Ontology annotation, biological process: protein folding in endoplasmic reticulum. The transcript has 8 exons. Gene Ontology annotation, cellular component: membrane; cytoplasm. Lineage: Eukaryota; Metazoa; Arthropoda; Insecta; Diptera; Diopsidae. The record is from RefSeq and is a predicted model, not a curated record.
UCCAGCGCUCAAUCGGUUUGUACAUAAUUAAAGGAGUUAGUUUAAAUUCUGUUGAGAAGCAUAAAUUCGUUUUUGUUUAUAUAAAAAAUAUGCGUAAAAAUUUGCGCUUUAGGUAUUUAGAUCUAGUCUUAAUAAUUUUAAUAUCAAGUUUUUUCUUAAUUUACGUUGUUGCAUUCGAAAAUGCAAAAAAUGUUGAUGUGUAUGUAGCUGCGGCUUCAAAAUCGAAUACCACACGCUGGACACCUGAAAUUAUUUUAUAUUUAAGCAAAGAUAGCAAAAGUAAAAAUAAAAAGUAUAAAGAAAAAAUAUUGCCAAAUUACAAAAAAGUGAAAAAAUCAUUAAGCGCAUUGGACGAAAAGGAUAAAGUGCAUUCUCCUGUAGAGUACGCAUUUGUAAAAAAGCCUCAAAAGGACGUGGACGUCCGUGGGACCAUCGCACAUCGCGUUAAUGAAAGGCAAAUAAUAAAAAAUGAUUUUCAUGAAGUGGUGAAUGUUGAUUCUGUGGCUACGUUGAGUAGUGCUUCGCGAGUUAUUAGUCUAAGAGAUGCCAUUAUUGAAUCAAAUAAUGGCCAACAUGAUAAUGGUGUGAUAAAUGAAGUGCCUAAAGUUGUGGAAAGUGUUGUGAUACAAAAAGAAAAUUUUGCUACCAACCAACCUUAUGAGAAUGACUAUAGUUCUAAAAUUGAUCAUAGCGAAUUCAAGAAACUCAAAAAAAACCUGACUAUGUUUCUGAUAUUCUUUUGGAUAAUUUGGUUUUCCCAAAUAAUUGCGAUUUCCACAAUGUUUAUGAGCUUGCCGGAUAUCACGGAAAUUCCUGCAGUUACAGUGACUGAAUUGCCACUGGAAGUUCUCGAGCCAACGCGUGCAAACGUAGAAGCCAUAAUUUUAGAUACCUCAAAUGAUAUAACACAGGCUCAGGAAAAUCAAACGGCCGAUACCGUUGAAAAAAAAAAUUUACUGCAUGCAGAUGAGCAAAUAAUAAAAAUUAACGAUUCUGGUGGAGGUUCAGAUUCCUUGCCGCCAACAAAUGAAAUUCCAUUAACAAUCGAUAAAAACAUUCCAAGUGAAAAUGAGUUUGAAGGCGCAGAUGAAAUGGGUGAUAUUAUUAAUGGUGAAGAAGAAUUUGAAGAUUUCGAGUUAGAAGAAACCACGAACAAUGGUAGUGGAUACAAUAUAAAUUUAACAUCUUCAGUAAAUGUGACAGUAGAAGAAGUACCUAUACCUGUAUUUUCUGAAUGGGCACAGAAAAAAAUAGAACAAGAAGUCAACAUAACAACUGAUCAAAAAAAAAACAAAACAAAAAGUAGCAAAAAAUUACCUCAACUUAAAUUACGUUCCAAGAACUAUGCUUCACCGGAUUGUGGUGCUAAGAUUCUUGCGGCAAAUAUUGAAGCAAGUCAUACCGGUGCUGUUCUUAGCUCAUCUAAGGAUGAGUAUAUGUUAAGUCCUUGCGGUAGUCGAAUAUGGUUUGUUGUGGAAUUAUGCGAAGCAGUACAAGCACAAAAAAUUGAAAUGGCAAAUUUUGAGCUAUUCUCUUCAUCACCAAAAAACUUUUCAGUUGCGGUAUCAACUCGAUUUCCAACACGAGGUUGGUCAAAUGUUGGACGUUUUGCUGCGCAGGAUAAACGUACGCUUCAAAGCUUUGAUUUGCAUCCGUAUCUUUUUGGUAAAUUUGUGCGAGUUGAUAUUCAUUCACAUUAUUCGAAUGAACACUUUUGUCCCGUCUCUCUUUUUCGUCUUUAUGGUACGUCAGAAUUUGAAGCAUUUGAAACAGAAAAUUCGCCAGGUGAUGAUGAUUUUGAUGAUGAUGUAAUAACUGAUCAUGGUGGGGGAGUGUUAAAUGAAAUUGUAAAUGAUAGUGCAAAUGAUAGGAAAGAUGAAAGAAAAAUUGAGGGAAGCGGCUAUGGUGAUUUAAGUAUAUUUAAAUCUGCAUCUGAUGCAGUAAUAUCAAUAGUAAAAAGAGCUGCUGAAGUACUAGUAAAACCUGUAAGUAACCACUAUCGAUCCAGAAGGGUAAAGCGACUUUGCGAAACCGACGUACAAAAGCUAUUCAGCUGUGCUGAAUGUAAUUCCACACUCGUUGAACGAAUUAAUAUUGCUUUGUCCUGUGAACCGAUGCAAUUAAGUGGUUUGCUCAAUAAACGAAAACUGCGAAAUGAUUUAAUAAAUUCGAAAGUGUGCGCCAAACAGUACGGUUUCCAAACAAGUACUCCCGCUCAUAGCUGCGUACUCAAUCCAUAUAAAGAAAUUACAGAAAUUGAUAUAAAACAAAGUUAUUAUUUAACAUUAUUGCCCACUGAUUAUAUAGGUGCAUUGUGUUUUCUUUAUAUGCAACAGUAUAUACAAACGAAAUCAGAAAAUUCUUCAAUGGAGGGUUUGGAUCAUGACGAUGAUAACACGGACUUACCACUUAAUUUAACCAUAGAGAAAGAGUUACGAGAAAGAGAUUUUGAAUAUAUUGAAAAGCCGGAGAAAAAUAUAUUAAACAAUAAAGACAAAUUUACAAGCAAUUACGAUAAGGAAGAUUUACAGGAGAAUUUAUCAAAUCAGCAACCUUCAAUCAGUACUCCAAGCACUUCUACGGAAAGUGGACAAUUACAAAAACCACCAAAAUCAGUAAACGAUGAAGAAACUACAACAGCUGCUCCGAGUGCGACCAAUAAUUCUGCAGAAGAUGUAAAUAUAUUUAACACACAAUCCACAGAAAAAGUAACUACUGAAGAAGAAAAGGAUAACACGGUACCUAGCUUUAAUAACCACACAGAGGAAUUAAUAACCAAGGUAACAACAACUGAACCUACUUUAACAGAAACAGUAACUUCAUCACCUGUACAGCAGACCACAACAAAUGCUGCGCAAACUAAAGAUUCAGUUCCAGUGCACACAAGUGAAAUACAGCAGACUACACCAACAAAUUUAAAUAUAGACACCGCAACAACUUCUUCUAUUGGAACCAAUAAUAAUACUGGUACAAAUAAAAAUGAAGAAGUUGUGAGUAAUGACUGUGAGAAUAUCGAAAACAUAUUAACAUCAACUGUUGCACCAAAUAUUCAAGGCAAUGUUCAUACACAAAAUGGAAAUAAGAACAGCGUAAACAAUGCAAACAGCGCUAAUCAAAAACUAUCCAGUUCUGCGCAAUCAGAGAGUAUUUUUAGCAGACUUUCAAAUCGUAUUAAGGUCUUAGAACGUAAUAUGUCACUUUCAGCAUUAUAUUUGGAAGAGCUGUCACGCGUCUAUAAUAAGCAAGUUGAAGAACUGCAGUUAAUGGUAACACAAACUACACAGACAGUUCGCUUGCUAGAAGAACAUACUCGUCGUCAUCGGCAAGUGGAAGAAAAGUUUGCAGAAAAAAUUGAACAAUUAAGUGUCGAUUUAGAUAAUGUAACGCUAGAACUUCAUAUUUAUAGAAUGAUCACUACGUGUUUAGGUGCAUUAGUGCUGGUGCUGCUUCUGGUGGGUAUAAUGAAUCUUCGAACGGUACAAAGAAGCAUCUUUAAAAAUUUCAUUAUCGACAGCAACAAGAAUAACAAAAACAAUGUAUCUAAUGAAAGCCUAAAAUUGCCUAAACGACGAAAGUCAUUUGAAGUAUCCACUCAAGCACAAAGCCAAUGUGCCGAAAAGUUGCGUCGACCCAGUGAAGAAUGUGCGCUUAUCUUAAAUCAUUAUUCAGCUAGCGCCAGUGAUUCCACUGAACUUAUUAACGAUUUUUAUAAAGGAAAUAAAAUAAACUUAAAUGAGAAUAUGAAUAAAAAUAAUUCCCGCCAACGUAAGUUCUCGGUUUGUUAUGAUUCCGCAAAGAGUACACACAUCAUAACAAAUAGGUGCAGUACUGAAAAAGCACCACAUCUAAAUAUGCUGCAGCAUGUAGAAGAUUUAGGUUUCAUUGACACUGAUAUAGAAUGUUAUGAUAAAUUCGUAACUGAAGAUAAGCAUGUACGACAGCGCAUAAAUGGACAAGCAAAAUCAAAGUAUCAAAACUUUGUCCAAUUAGAUGGACCAAAAUCGAAAUCAAAAAAACGCGCACAACAGCUAAAACGACAAGAAUCUGCACCAUCCGAACUCAUAACUUUUACUGAGCCAUACUUAAAUCGCAGUGUACCCAAUAAACGGUUAUUAGAAACAUCUGAUUAUAAUGAAAGCUUAUUGCUUGACGAUGAUGGUCUAGACAACUUUAUACCGAAUUCAGACAUGGUCUAUAACGAAUUUAUGCCAGAAGGCCCAUCAGGUUGUCAAAUAAUAACAAAUGAAAACAUAAAGACUGAUCCCACUUCUAAAACUGCUGGUGCAGGAAUGAUAACCGCUGUUACUGGAGCAAAUACUAAAAAGGCAAAACGUAUUACAUCACCUGCGUUCUUUAAAUCAGCUUUCAGUAAAAAUGGUAAAAUAAAAGUCACCAAACAAAAUCCACCACACGAGUCUACAUCCUGGGAAUGGCAUCGUUUACGAAAAUCCGAACAACAUAAAAUACCAAAGCAACACAUGUCAACUUCAACUUCAAAUAAUAGCUUAAAGCAUGAAACUCAAAUCGUAGGUAACGAUAAAGCUGCAAGUGUUGAUUCGACCUCAUUAUCCGAAAUCAAUUUUCCAACAAAUUUCACAACGAACUCUUUUCGCAUCUUAGAGGAAGCUAUUUUAACAUCAGGUGAAUGUAAUGCUGUAGUAACAAAUGGCUCAGGAAAUAGUUAGUGAGUUGUGAGUACAACUUUAUUCAACUCGAUAAGAAGCUGAGUGUUUCCUAUUUGCACCUUAUCCCUUGUGGAACUUGUCUGAUGCUGGUAUUCACGCAACUAUUUUUAUUGUUUUUCAUUUAAAAGAAUAUUUGAUUUAAUUUUUAUAAAAAAAAAUUAUCACAUUUUGCAUUCUUUUCUGAAGCAGCAGCAUGUAUCUUCUUUUCAUUAACCAGUAACUUAUACAUGCAAGAAUAUAUUUUAAAGAUUUUAUGUUGUGACUAUUUUUUCUUAGAACCUCACAAACGCUUUUCCUCAUUAAAUGUGUAGUUGUAAAUAAGUACAGCUGUUGUUGCCUUAAUAACAAAUAUAUAUAUAUGUGUGUAUGUCUAUCUGUCUAUAUAAUGUAUUAAGUUAAAUUCAGUUAAAUACGUUGUUUUUAUAUGUAAUUUUAAAACUUAACGUUACAUCUCUAACAAUUUGAGUAAACAUUUAAAAUACUUGUUAAUCUAUAUUUAUUUGAUCUAAUUAAUUAUCAAUAAAUAUGUUUGAUAUCUCCUCUUACGGGUGACCAAGAACUACACAUCAUUAUCAAAUUGGAAACCUCUUAAAUCUUAACAAGUUUCUUAGUCUAAAUAAAUAAAAACUUUGAUAAAAUACUAAUUUUUUAAUUAGACAUACUUAUAUUUAAGAUCAUUUUUUUUAAUGAUGGAAUUAAUGAAUGACAGACACUGCCAAUUUUGUGAAAUGUAAAGUGAAACGUCUAUGCAACUCCGCUGCUGUUGUUGAUGUUUUAGUAACCCUAGAAUCCAGAAAGUAAGUACAGAUAAGAAUAUCAAAACUUGCAUAAAUCACCUCCCGAAAAAGGGAUAAGGGAUGUUAAGAAAGGGAAGUGAUAAGCGGUGGUUAGGUGGGAUAAGGAUGGAGGUAAGAAUUGUUGAAUAUAACUUUGGUCCAGGUGGAGAAACUUUGGUAUUUUCUUUUUUCCUGUGGCUCGUUUAUGUAACUUUCUCACUUCGUUUUCUCGAACGAUUUUCUCACUUUUGACAAUUACUCACUAGAAGUGAUUAUGUAACUGUGGUGAAUUGUUUUCUCACUUUUUUUCGUUCGAGUUUUUGUCACCUGUCAAAUUGCUUGUGAGAAGUUUUGAAUUUUGAAUAUUGAAUUUAAAGUUAUACAAAGUGAUAGUGAGAACAUUU